This is a messenger RNA of Penicillium mononematosum, 1113 nucleotides long. RefSeq lists its product as uncharacterized. The transcript has 5 exons. NCBI's taxonomy places the organism in Eukaryota, Fungi, Ascomycota, Eurotiomycetes, Eurotiales, Aspergillaceae. The record is from RefSeq and is a predicted model, not a curated record. Bases 1 to 1113 code for a protein of 370 amino acids.
AUGGCGGACAAAAUAACCGACGAGUAUGCGGUGGGCAUUGAUCCCGAAAUCUACGCCAACAACCCGGCAUACUCGUCUCUGUUUAACCCAUAUAUUCACAAACAAACGAUAAUCGCCGAUCAUGUCUCAGUACAAUGCCAUAUAGACCUCAAUGGUAUUGAUGCCGUUGGGUCCAAGUUCGGCAAUCUCAAUGCGCAUGCAGGUAACUUUACUUCGCUGUGUGCGCCAAACUGCCUGCCCGAAAGAUUUGCGCUUGUCGCAUACACUGUGGAAUAUGCAUUCCUUCAUGAUGAUGAAACCGAUAAUGCUGCUGAUCAAGAAGCGUUGUUGCUGGAAAACAAGAUGCUUCACCAGGCUCUUAACCAGAGCGGUAUGACUUCCGUAUCGACAAGAGUUUCAGAUAAAGCACAACGCAAGUCCGAGGUCCAGGCCAAGAUCGCGGCCGAGUACCUCCGUCUUGAUCCGGUGUUCGCUGGACACUCUAUAAUUUCCGAUGGGGAUCGGGCAUCACGCUCACCCCCGAGGAAGAGAGAAAUCGCCGACCCUAUGAGCUACGUCGCAUAUGCGGAAUUAUGCUUGGUAAAUGACUUGUUCUCUUGGGACAAAGAGUACGCAUCUCAUAUCAAAAGCAAUGGCGACGUGCCAUUAGUGAACGCAGUACAUAUUGUCGCGGUUACGCAGGGUCUGACGCACUGCGCAGCCAAGGCAGUUGUUCAGGCUGAGAUCCGAGCACACGAAGAGCGAUUUUGUCAGUUGAAAGAAGAGUACGAGGCGACAGAUAAGCCAUCAUAUGAAGUCCUCAGGUGGUUAAGACUGCUUGAGCACUCCAUGGCUGGAAACUGGGUGUGGAGUCUUUGUGCGCCUCGUUACUGCAAGGUCGACAGGAAUCCUUAUAAAGACCACCUUGAAAAGUAUGGCAGCGACGGUGUGCGAGUUCUCACGCCCCUAGACCGGCUUUGUUGGCCAAAGAAAGAAAUCAAAGACACGAAGCAGAGUGAGCUCAAUGACCCUAGCUCAACAUCAGAGAGUGACGUCCUAGCCAAGUACACCCCUGGAUAUCUUUCAAUUGACGAGGCAAGUUAUUACCCGCAAGAGUCGCUGAAAGCGAGAUGA